Molecule: messenger RNA, 5318 nt
Organism: Choloepus didactylus (southern two-toed sloth)
Lineage: Eukaryota; Metazoa; Chordata; Mammalia; Pilosa; Megalonychidae
Gene: NUP133
Product: nucleoporin 133
Exons: 27
Coding region: 277-3549 (1090 amino acids)
Biological process (GO): transcription-dependent tethering of RNA polymerase II gene DNA at nuclear periphery; protein import into nucleus; poly(A)+ mRNA export from nucleus
Cellular component (GO): nuclear pore outer ring
Molecular function (GO): protein binding; structural constituent of nuclear pore
Source: RefSeq, a predicted model, not a curated record
GGCCCGCUCGGCGGAGUUGGGCCGACCUCCACACCCCGGGCAAGCAGGAAGGGUCUGUCCCUGGGGUCUGCGAUGAGCUCCCCUGUGCUCUUCUCACCGGUCGUCCGGCGAAGCUCUCAGAGCUCUCGCUUCACCUUGAUUGAUUCAUCACUUGAGUCCUUGCUUUGCACUUUUCAUGGAAUUACCUUUGCGCCAAAGCGAAGAACAAGCUGGAUUUGAAUCAGUGUCACCUCCCACCUUCUUACCACCCUUUAUGUGGAAGGAACACCUACACGAAUGUUCCUACACCACUCCAUAACUGAGACUAUGAACUAUGAUGUGAAAAGCUUUGGAUCUUCUCUCCCUGUUAAAGUCAUGGAAGCCCUAGCAUUGGCUGAAGUUGGUGAUCAUCUGACCGUCUACAUAGAAGAAAGUGGAUGGGCUUGUCUGGUCUGCGAAGAGAAACUCAUUAUUUGGAAGUUUGGUCUGUCACCCAUUACUAAGUUAUCUGUUUGCAAAGAACUUCAGCUGCCACCUAGUGAUUUCCAUUGGAAUGCUGACUUGGUAGCUCUCUCUUACUCUGCUACCUCAGGUGAAGCAUAUUCUAUUCAGGCUGUUGCUGUAAUGGUUGCCACCAGAGAAGGAUCUAUCCGCUAUUGGCCAAGCCUUGCUCAUGAAGAUACCUACACAGAGACUUUUAUAGAUUUGGGAGGUGACAAGACUUAUAAUUUUCUAACAGCAGUGCAGGCAGGAAGUUUUAUUUUGUCCUCGUCAGGAAGCCAGCUAAUUCGGUUGAUACCUGAAAGCUCAGGAAAAAUUCAUCAGCAUGUUCUCCCUCAAGGGCAAGGCAUGCUUUCAGGAAUUGGUCGGAAGGUUUCUACUCUUUUGGGAAUUUUGUCUCCUAGUAGUGAUCUCAUGCUUUCAAGUGUCCUUUGGGAUAGAGAAAGAUCAAGCUUUUAUAGCCUUACAAAUUUAAAUAUGAGUAAAUGGGAAUUAGAUGAUUUUUCAGAAAAACAAGCACAUAAUUGGGAUAUAAAUAGAGCCCUGAAGGAAAACAUUACUGAUGCUAUUUGGGGAUCAGAAAGUAACUAUGAAGCGAUUAAAGAAGGUGUCAACAUUCAAUAUUUGGAUUUGAAGCAAAACUGUGACGGGCUCCUGAUUUUGGCAGCAGCAUGGCAUCCAGCAGACAAUCCAUGUCUCAUCUAUUAUUCUCUGAUAACAGUGGAAGAUAAUGGCUACCAAAUGUCAGAUGCAAUUACGGUAGAAGUCACCCAGUAUAGUCCACCUUUCCAGUCUGAAGACCAGAUAAUGUGUCGGUUGGUGGUCCCAAACUUUUCAAACCAGACUGCCUAUCUAUACACUGAAAAUGCUGUCUAUGUGUGCUCCACAGGAACUGGGAAAUUUUCUGUUCCUCAGGAGAAAAUUACUUUUAAUGCACAAGGAGAUGGCAUUUUGGGAGCUGGUUCCUGUGGUGGUGUUCCUAUCGUGUUUUCUAGAAACAGUGGAUUGGUGUCUAUUAUGUUGAAGGAAAAUAUCUCCAUAUUAGCAGAAGACCUUGAGGAUUCCCUAGCAUCUUCGGUUGCUGGACCAAGCAGUGAGAGCAUGGUUUUUGAGACUGCUACCAAGAAUGAAACUAUAGCACAAGAAGAUAAAACCAAAUUGCUAAAAGCUGCUUUUCUUCAAUAUUGCAGAAAAGAUUUAUGUAAUGCCCAAAUGAUGGUUGAUGAGCUGUUUUCCUCUCGCCUUGAUUUGGAUUCCGAUUCUGAACUAGACAGAGCUAUUACCCAAAUCAGUGUAGAUUUGGUGGAUGACUAUCCAGCUUCUGAUCCACGGUGGGCUGAAUCUGUCCCUGAGGAAGCACCUGGGUUCAGCAAUACAUCACUGAUUAUUCUUCACCAGCUAGAAGACAAGAUGAAAGCCCAUUCUUUCCUUAUGGAGUUUAUUCACCAAGUUGGCUUAUUUGGACGUCUAAGUACUUUUCCUGUAAGAGGGAUGCCAAUGGCAACUCGACUGUUGCUCUGUGAGCAUGCAGAAAAGUUGUCAGCUGCUAUUGUUCUCAAGAACCAUCACUCCAGGCUCUCUGACCUUGUGAACACAGCAAUAUUAAUUGCUUUAAACAAAAGGGAGUGUGAAAUUCCAUCAAACCUUACUCCUGCAGACGUCUUUUUUAGAGAGGUAUCCCAGGUAGAUUCCAUCUGUGAAUGUUUACUGGAACACGAGGAACAAGUAUUAAAGGAUACAGCAUUGGAAUCUGUUGAAUGGGCUGACGUGGUGAUCAAUGUGAACAGUAUUCUCAAGGAUAUACUGCAAGCUGCUAGUCAUUAUCGCCAAAAUAAAAACUCCUUGUAUAAAAGAGAAAAACCUCAAGCAAAAGAACCCGAGUAUGUUCCAUGGACAGCAACAGGUGGUCCCACUGGCAUCCGGACAGCAGUCAUACGCCAACAUGGGAUUGUCCUGAAAAUUGUUUAUCCUCAGGCAGACAGCAACCUCCGAAGCAUUCUGACAGAACAGCUGGUAGCACUGAUUGAUUGCUUUCUGGAUGGUUAUGUUUCUCAGCUUAAGUCUCUGGACAAAUCCAGUGAUGAAGAAAGAUAUAACAAUCUGGAAAUGGAAUACCUACAGAAAAGAUCAGAUCUCUUAUCCCCUCUUUUAACACUAGGCCAGCACCAGUGGGCUGCUUCUUUAGCAGAGAAAUACUGUGACUUUGAUAUCUUAGUACAGAUGUGUGAACAAACUGACAACCAGAGUAGACUACAGCGUUACAUGACCCAAUUUGCUGAUCAGAAUUUUUCAGAUUUUCUCUUCCGUUGGUAUCUGGAGAAAGGAAAACGAGGCAAACUUUUAUCCCAGCCCAUUUCUCAGCAUGGACAAUUGGCAAAUUUUUUGCAAGCUCAUGAACAUCUCAGCUGGUUACAUGAAAUUAAUAGCCAAGAAUUAGAAAAGGCUCAUGCAACACUUCUAGGUUUGGCAAAUAUGGAAACUCGUUACUUUGCAAAGAAAAAAACCCUUCUUGGCUUGAGUAAAUUGGCUGCAUUAGCAUCAGACUUUUCAGAGGAUAUAUUGCAAGAAAAAAUUGAAGAAAUGGCUGAGCAGGAGCGCUUUCUACUACACCAGGAGACACUGCCUCAACAGCUACUAGCAGAGAAACAGCUAAAUCUCAGUGCAAUGCCAGUUUUGACUGCACCGCAACUUAUUGAUCUAUAUAUCUGUGAAGAAAACAGAAGAGCUAAUGAAUAUGAUUUCAAGAAAGCUUUAGAUUUGCUGGAAUAUAUUGAUGAGGAGGAAGAUGUAAAUAUAAAUGAUCUGAAACUUGAAAUCCUUUGCAAAGCUCUUCAAAGAGAUAAUUGGUCCAGUUCAGAUGGUAAAGAUGAUCCCAUUGAAGUAUCUAAAGACAGUAUAUUUGUGAAAAUCUUACAGAAACUUUUAAAAGAUGGCAUUCAGCUCAGUGAAUACUUACCAGAGGUGAAAGACCUACUACAAGCAGAUCAGCUUGGAAGCUUAAAGUCCAAUCUUUACUUUGAGUUUGUUUUGAAAGCAAAUUAUGAAUAUUAUGUCCAAGGACAAAUGUAACUUUUUCUAAAAAUGGUCAUUUUUUUCCUGAUGAUUUGAAUAUCUGCAUUUAUUUAAAAUAAUAGAUCUUAAACAUGUAGAAGUCUAUAUUUUUAUAUGGUUGAGUUUUUUAAUACCUUAUUUGGAAGCUAAUACUAAACAGCUGUGUGACUAUAAUUUUGACUUUUAAUUAGAACAGUACUUUUCCCCUUCUUUUUUCCACCUUAAAUUUAUCAGUUGCUGUUUCCAUCCUUGCUAUCAUUUCUUUUUAAUCUCACUUGUUCUUCAAGGGUUCUGCAGUUCUUGUCCUGGUCCUGCCGCAGGUUACUUGUACAGUAUUGCAGAAAUCACUUCUAGGCAUCAUUUUCUAUAACUAUAAAAAUUACAAUUUUGUACUGGAUUGUCUCUGAAAUUUCUGUGGCUCUGGAUAUUGUGCACUGAAGAAAAUCUGGAAUGUUUAGUUUAUGUUUUGACUAGGGCUGGGAAUUACCUAGUAAGAUAAAUGUUAAAUUUUGCUGACUUAUUACAGGACUAAAAGACAAAAGAGAGCGGGGCUAAUUCAUGUGAUCUUGAUAACUGGUUCACUCAUUGGGAAAAUUUUAACCUGUUCUUCAUAAAUAAUAAGUAUUGUUAAAAGUAUUUUAGGGAAUGAAACAUGUUUAUGUGGCUUUCUAACUGAUCCAUACAUUACCACUGAUAUUAAGUUUAUAGUAUUUUAGUGUUUUGUAUGGGGCUUCAAUCAGCCUUAUGAGUUUUCCGAACAAUUUACACUAAACUCCAGUUUUACCACAGCUAAUCAAAAGCUUAUGUAAUUCUGGAAACCAUUAUGGACUAAUUCGACUAAAAAGCAGUGGUUGUUAUCUCAAAGUUUCUUUGUCCCGACGAAUGUCAUCAGACAAUUUUUAUCUGGCUUUAAAUAAAGACUAGAGAUUGAACAGGGAAUUGCUGGUAUAUCCAUACUUUGGCCUUGGCUGAAUGCGCUAAACAACUUGAUCCAACAGCUGAAAAGGUCAUAAGUUAAAUAUGGUGAAGAGAGUCCAGUUCCUGGUCUCAAAAAGUACAGUCAUUGUGCCUUCUCUCCUCCACGUUUACAUCCAACCUUUGAACAUGUUAGAAAAAAAUGGCUUAAUGGAGCUGUUUAUGUUAAUAAUUAAAGGAAGAAAACUAGCAGCCUGUUCUUUUUCUGUUUAUAGCUUGUAUGUUAGAACAGCAUCAAGAUUUAGGGUAGGUGUAUAUUAAAGGAUACUAAGAGAAGCUAGGAAAGUAGCAUGUCAGGCACUAGUAAUAAAAUCGUUGAAAACGUGUUAUAAUACUAGGCUUUGGUUUUUACAUAGAAAGUAACUGUCAGUGUUCAAUCCUUACCUUUAUGAUCCUGCAAGUAAUAAAGUACACUGGGGACACUUCGUGCCACCCUUCGCAUACCACCGUGAACCUAAUUAUUCCUAGUGUGACAGGAGAACAGUAUAAAGGAAAGCCAAUCCGAUAAUGACCCUGACUCCGCUGACUACAUGAAUGUAAAACUGCUCCCACAGUAUGAUGUAUAAUAAUCCUAUUUUGAGGAAAAAGCCUUGCUGUUUUAGCUCUAUCUCUUACAGUCAGUAGCUGUAGCACUAAAGUUUUUGCGUAUUUUUAAAAUUAUUUUAACAGUAAAACUGUUAAGAUUUUUUUAUAAAUCAAGUAGUUGAUAAUGACUAAUUAUAAAGGUGCUGUGUGACCAUGUUCUAUUAAGAACAGGUCUCUAAGGAAAAUAAACUUUACUGACUUGGAAAAAGUUAUUGUUCAUUCUUGUC